This is a messenger RNA of Adineta ricciae, 807 nucleotides long. NCBI's taxonomy places the organism in Eukaryota, Metazoa, Rotifera, Eurotatoria, Adinetida, Adinetidae. The record is from the annotation of a GenBank genome assembly.
AUGCAACGUUUUCAUCGACUUGGAAGUGUGGGUAUGGUAUUGAUUAUUACAGCAUUUACUUUCCAUCUACUUGCUAUUUCAUACGAUCGGUGGACGUUGAUUACAUGUAAAACAUGUUCGUAUACGUACUAUUUUCGUGAAUGGAGGACAUCGAUUCGUCAACGAUGCUACCGAAUAUCAUUGAUGGAAUAUACUGGAAUUUCUAACGCAGAAGAGGAUAUUAAAACGGACCCAUUUGCAACUUUCGUCUGUAUUCCAGAUAAAUAUGUGUAUGCAACGGAUUCAGCCAAUAUAGCUCAAUGUAUAGGACGCGCGGAUAUUGAUCCACAUAAUGCAUGUACAAGUAGUUCGCUUGAUGAGGACGUGUGCCAAUGCGAUUAUACCAGAAAAACGAAAGCUGUAAUUGGCUUUGCGGUGAUUUCCAGUAUAAUACUUGGGUUAAUGGUUAUCGUAUCGCAUUUCGCAAGUUACAUUCCAUAUGAUUUCAUUCUGAAAUGGCUCUUACCGGGCGGAUUUAUUUCCUUAGUAGCGGCAUUUACAUUUAUAUUCAUCACUCUUAUUAUGAUGGGUAGUGGUAAAAGUGACUAUGUAAAUAGAGUUGUGGUAUGGAGAACAUUACAAGUGGCACAAUAUAACCUGUCAACAACCUUGAAUGAUACGACUAUCUCGAGUGAAUUAAGUCAGAGCAAUUUUGAUAUUAAGUUGGGUUUCUCGUUUGGAAUGGAAAUUAUAGCUGCUCACUUUACAUUGAUGUCAGCAAUUGUCUAUGCUCUAAUGUUUCUUGGCAAAAGACGACCAAAUGCAUGA